AUGGCGGUGAAAAUCGGUCCCGGAUGGUGUGACUGUGGCGGGCUAUAUGAGAAGGGCAAUGUCUACUCUAACAGAAAUGAUGAAAGAUCAGCAGAAAGUUUACCUCAGCCGAACACAACUGCUGAUCACGAGGACGAUGAAGAAGAGAUAGAUCGUGGUCAAUGGGGAAAUAAAGUAGAAUUUAUUCUGUCAUGUAUUGGUCUCUCAGUUGGUUUGGGAAACGUCUGGCGUUUUCCAUAUUUAGCUUACAAAAAUGGCGGAGCUGCCUUUGUGAUAGCCUACCUCAUCCUACAGAUUGUGAUUGGUAAACCUAUGUAUUUCAUGGAAUUGGUUAUGGGUCAGUUCUCUGGACGAGGACCUACUGGAGUAUGGGCAAUGAAUCCUGCUGCCAAAGGUAUUGGUAUGUCCAUGGCGCUGAUAUCACUAGAUGUAGCUAUAUAUUAUAAUGUUAUCAUGGCCUAUACUCUAUACUAUUUCUUUGCUUCCAUGCAGACGACUUUACCAUGGACCGAAUGUAAACCAGAAUGGAUAGACUGUAUAGCUAAACGAUUUAAAUUCCCAGAAUAUUGCACGGGGAAUGAAACAUUUGACUUAGAUCUUGGUGAAUGCCGUUGUACUGGUAAUAGCAGUAUUGAUUUGGUAGCUGAAACCUAUACUAACUGUACACAAUUGAAUUUUACCGGUAAACCGAAAUCAGCAGCCGAGUUUUUCUUUUAUGAGGAGGUUAUCCAGAGAUCUGCAGGUUUAGAACCCGAGAAUUUAGGUUAUCCGCUGUGGUGGUUGGUAUUAUGUAUGUUAUUAUCAUGGGUUGUGGUUGUUCUCUGUUUAAUCAAAGGAGUAAAAAGUUCUGGUAAGGUUGUAUAUUUCACGGCUACAUUCCCGUAUGUUAUAUUGAUUAUAUUAUUAAUAAGAGGAGCCUUAUUAGACGGUGCUAUAGACGGUGUCAUCUAUUUUAUUGUGCCCGUUUGGGAAAAACUACUUGAUUUAGACGUAUGGGUAGCCGCUGCCGGUCAGAUGUUCUUCUCCUUGUCCGUAUCGUUUGGUGGUAUUAUUAUGUUUGGUAGUUAUAAUAAAUUCAAAAAUAAUGUAUAUGCAGACGCGUUAUUAAUCAGUGUAAUGGAUGUGAUAACGAGUAUUAUAGCAGGUUUUGUGAUAUUCACCACAUUUGGUGGUAUGGCCAGGUCAAUUGGUGCAGAAAUAGACGAGGUUGCUGAAGUUGGUUAUGGUUUAGCUUUUGUAGCCUACCCUGAAGCCUUAUCCAACUUCCCGAUACCACAACUAUGGUCCGUGUUGUUCUUCUUCAUGUUAUUUACAUUAGGUUUGGACAGUGAGUUUGGUCUAAUGGAAACAGUACUAACAUGUAUUCAAGAUGAAUUCCCAAAGACAAGAAAAUACAAAGGUCUCAUGUGUGUUGGACUUGGGCUCUUCUGUUUUGCUAUAGCUCUUCCAGUGACAUGCCCUGGCGGUGAUUAUAUUGUAACGUUAAUGGACCAUUAUGGAGCUGAUUUCUCGGUGUUGUUUAUUGCUGCAUGUGAAGCUGUAGCUGUAGCAUGGGUGUAUGGUGUGUUACGAUUCUGGAGAGAUAUUAACUACAUGUUAGGUUAUAAAUCUAUUACAUGGCCAUUUUGGGCUGUAUGCUGGGUUUCAAUUCCUAUACUGAUUGGAUUACUUUUCUUGUAUCGAAUGAUCAACUAUAAAUCACCAAAAUACCCUAGUGGUGAUCCGUACCCUGAAUACGCUCAAGGUUUAGGAUGGACUCUUGCGGCCGUAGUUUUAUGUCCCGUACCCAUAUACUUCCUAUAUGCAUUCUUUACGGCAGAAGGUGGAUUUUUAACGAAAUUAAAAACAAUAACCACACCAACAUCAAGAUGGCGACCAAAUGAUGGCAGUAAAGCGUACAUGAUCCCCCAAAAUGGCAUGAAUAUGGAAAAUAUGAAAACUGGAAUAGACGCACCAUAUAUAGUUUCAGAUUAGAAAACAUCAAUAUAACUAGAAUAUAUCAUCACCACUCAUCAUAUUGUGUCGAAUGCCAGAAUACUACCUCCACCAGCUUAGAACGUUACUAGCUAUUUUAUCAUAGGAAUUGAUGCUUAAUAACAGUUUUUAUCUAACGAGUUUGUCGAGUUUAUUAAUCCGCCGAGGUUAAAAUCAAGGUUUACCGAGUUUGAUAGUUAUUGAUAUUUUAUGCAACUAUCGUAAUAUCUUGUUUUGCUGAGCCUACAAAAUGAAUCUGUAAUGUAGAAAUGUACCAAUUGCUUUGAAACGUGUUGUUAUAUAAAUUUGUUUACUUCAUCAGUCCUAGGGUUUCAGUUAAAGCACUACGUUUUUAUAUCGUACCAUUUCGAAUUAUGCACAUCUUCAAAGUGUUCUUUGGGGCGUUAAGAAGAGACUGCAUUAGUGCAUUAGCAUUAUGUCUUGUGAUUUGUCUGAUGCAAUCCGUGUUGUUGCAUGGACAGUAAUCGGAGAUGCAACAGAUCUAAGAUUUAUCUUUUUCUAAUAAUUUUUAUCCUAAAAUGGUUACCCCAUUUAAAGAAUUCUGUGUACAACGUUAUUGAUCAUGAUCCUCAUUCCAAUCAGUGCCAUUAAUAAGGACUAUGUACGGUGCAUCCCUUUUUAUCCAUAACCAUAUAUAGGAACAGAAUGUCUGUCCGAGUAAAAAAUCUUUUAUAUCACGAAAUCCCCAAAUACCACUGUGCCUACCGCUACCCCAAAACACAUUAAAAUUAGGACCCAGCGGCCUUCUGCUUAUAUGUUGUCAUCAUUUUAUACUUAAGUUAUUAACAUCUGUUUUUUAUUAUUAUUUUGACUCUCGUACUUACUUGAUCUGAAGUUGUUGAAAUCGACAUUCCAUUUGCGAUCGCUUACUUUUAGAGAUAUAAUCGUCUAGGCAUUUGCUUUGCUAGCUGAUAGUAACUUUCCCUGACGUCAGAUUUUAAAUUUUUAAAAGGGAUACUGUUAGAAUGUAAUCAAAGCUGAUAUGGCAAAUAAUUGAAGUAGUAUGGCCAUUCUUUUAACUUGAAUUCUCAGUGGAAGGAUUUUACUACUGGAAUUCUGCUUUAAGAAUAUUGUCAUUUCGUUAUUUCGUUCAAGCGAAGUUUUUAUUGGAGGAAAUAAUACAAAAUACGCUGGGGUCAUGUGCUAAUACUUUGCUUUAACGAAAUAAAUGUUGAUUGCUUUCUGCACACUGCAUUGAGAAGUCAUUUAUUUAACGCAUUAACAUGUUCUUUUAAGGAAAUUAUUAUAAAGGGAUUUCAAUCGAUCUCUCAUUUUUUGUAAAUUUUAUUUGGAUUGAGUUCAUUUCUGUCCAAUUUGUGAAAGAAAUAUAUUUAACAAUGUAUCAUUUUAUUUAUCAUAACGAAAUAAAUUUUUAACGUAGAA
Messenger RNA from Lottia gigantea (owl limpet), 3378 nucleotides. RefSeq lists its product as hypothetical. Gene Ontology annotation, biological process: sodium ion transmembrane transport. Gene Ontology annotation, cellular component: membrane. The transcript has 15 exons. The record is from RefSeq and is a predicted model, not a curated record. The coding region runs from base 1 to 1974 and encodes 657 amino acids. Gene Ontology annotation, molecular function: L-amino acid transmembrane transporter activity. Lineage: Eukaryota; Metazoa; Mollusca; Gastropoda; Lottiidae.